This is a messenger RNA of Cylicostephanus goldi, 882 nucleotides long. Lineage: Eukaryota; Metazoa; Nematoda; Chromadorea; Rhabditida; Strongylidae. The record is from the annotation of a GenBank genome assembly.
AUGUUACGACGUCAUCGUAGACUUGCUCAUGGAGUGAUGGAAGACGAAGUUGGACUGGAAAACUAUUCUGCCGAGCUAGGUUACUGUCCUCAUUGCUGUUCGAUGGUGGCUCUUGAGCAAGAAGCCCUGAUUUAUUCAGUGUUUUCCAGCCAGCUUGAUAACAAAAUGAAGCGUCUGAGUGCGAGAAAGGAGAAGAAUCGUAAAGCUGUCGAAGUGCUUGAGACAUCUUCGAACGACAAAUCCGAAAAUGGCGAGCCAAAGAAGAAGAAAUCUUUUCCAUGCGACAAGUGUGGCAAAGUAUUUCCACGUGCUUUUGAUCUAAAGAGGCACGCAGAAGUUCAUGAACCAACGAAGAAAUGGAGCUGCACAAUGUGCGAAAAGAAGUAUAGCCACAAGAAUUGCUUGGAUGAUCAUGUAAAAACUGUACACAGAGAUCCUUUAGGCGCUAUGGUUACUUGUAAAAUUUGCUCACAAGUGUUUGCAAAGCAAUCGAACCUCAAUCGCCAUAUAAAAAUGCAACAUCCAAUUGGUGUUACUAAAGCUGUUCUUGAUUGUCCGGACUGCAGCUGUGUUUUUUCCAGUCGCAGAACACUCACCAGACAUCGUAGAGAGGCCCAUGGAGCAGAGGUGAUAUCUGCUUACUACUGCCGUGUAUGCAAUCGUUGUUUUCCUAAAAUCUCGCUAUUGCGACGGCACAAUCUUGUGCACGAUCCAAGCGAGGGCUCGAAACCAUAUCAAUGCAGUCGUUGUUUUAAGAGGUUCAAUCUGAAAUCCACGCUGAAGCUACACAUGGACAUACACGCUCGCAAAGACAUCGACGAUCCUGUCCUAACAAAUCCGAAAUGUCCUAUCUGCAUGAAGCAUGUGAGUAUAAGGGGUUAG